GCACUUCCAGGAUCGAUCCCAGAAGAUGGAUUGCUUACUGCCGGACCCGGAGUAAGUCCCGGAGCUGAAGGCGGAAAAAGGGAAGCGGAUUUGAAGCCAGUUCCUCUACAUGUAGGGAACAAGCACCAAUCUCGACUCUCCAGAGGAACUGAGAAUUUCUGGGUCUCCUUCCACUCUGGUUCUGUGGCUGCUUCUCCAAGUGGUGCCUUGGAGUUUCUAGCUGGCACCAUUACCUCCAACGAGUGGAGUUCUCCCACCUCCCCUGAGGGGAGCAACGACUCGGGGGGCAGCGAGGCCUUGGACAAGCCCAUCGACAAUGAUGCCGAGGGUGUGUGGAGUCCGGACAUUGAGCAGAGCUUCCAGGAAGCGUUAGCCAUCUACCCGCCAUGCGGACGGCGGAAGAUCAUCCUGUCGGACGAAGGCAAGAUGUACGGCCGAAAUGAGCUGAUUGCCCGCUAUAUUAAACUGAGAACAGGGAAAACGCGCACAAGGAAACAGGUGUCUAGUCACAUCCAGGUGCUGGCGCGUCGGAAAGCCCGGGAGAUCCAAGCCAAGCUAAAGGAUCAGGCAGCUAAAGAUAAAGCCAUGCAGAGUAUGGCUACAAUGUCAUCUGCCCAGAUCAUCUCUGCAACCGCCUUCCACAGUAAAAUGGUAUUGCCUGGCCUCCCACGACCAGCCUACCCUGCUGUGUCUGGGUUUUGGCAAGGAGCUUUGCCAGGCCAAGCUGGAUCCUCUCACGACGUGAAACCUUUUUCUCCACAAACCUAUGCUGUUCAACCUCCACUCCCGUUACCAGGGUUUGAGUCUCCUGCUGGCCUCUCACCUUCCCCGGCGGCUCCACCUUGGCAGGGGCGAAGGGUUGCCAGCUCCAAACUUUGGAUGUUAGAAUUCUCUGCAUUCUUGGAACAACAACAAGACCAAGACACGUAUAACAAGCACCUGUUUGUUCACAUUGGCCAGUCAAGCCCCAGCUACAGUGACCCCUACCUCGAGGCAGUAGACAUCCGGCAGAUCUAUGACAAGUUCCCUGAGAAGAAAGGAGGCCUGAAGGAGCUCUUUGAAAAGGGGCCACCCAACGCCUUCUUCCUUGUCAAGUUCUGGGCUGAUUUGAACACCAACAUUGAAGAUGAAUCCAGAUCUUUCUAUGGUGUUUCCAGCCAAUACGAAAGCCCAGAAAACAUGAUCAUUACCUGCUCCACUAAAGUGUGCUCCUUCGGAAAGCAGGUGGUGGAGAAAGUGGAGACGGAGUAUGCUCACUAUGAAAAUGGACACUAUUCCUAUCGCAUCCACCGCUCCCCUCUAUGUGAAUACAUGAUUAAUUUCAUCCAUAAACUCAAACAUCUCCCAGAGAAAUACACGAUGAACAGCGUGCUGGAGAACUUUACUAUUUUACAGGUUGUGACGAACAGGGACACUCAAGAGACCUUGCUGUGCAUAGCGUAUGUUUUUGAGGUGUCAGCUAGUGAACAUGGUGCCCAGCAUCACAUCUACCGGCUGGUGAAGGACUAGAGAUUCUCUGCCCAGGAACUGCCUCCGUGAAUGUAUAUCUGAGUGAAACGCCCGUGCCUAACCCCCGAUACCAAUCCGAAAAAUAAACUGCAGACGUGGUGUAUUUUCAGAAAAGAAUCUUAGAGCUAGUUUGUG
This is a messenger RNA of Malaclemys terrapin pileata, 1644 nucleotides long. RefSeq names its product TEA domain transcription factor 4 (gene TEAD4). Gene Ontology annotation, biological process: hippo signaling; embryonic organ development; regulation of transcription by RNA polymerase II. The record is from RefSeq and is a predicted model, not a curated record. Gene Ontology annotation, cellular component: transcription regulator complex. The annotation marks the transcript as partial. The transcript is spliced from 14 exons. Gene Ontology annotation, molecular function: RNA polymerase II cis-regulatory region sequence-specific DNA binding; DNA-binding transcription factor activity, RNA polymerase II-specific. NCBI's taxonomy places the organism in Eukaryota, Metazoa, Chordata, Testudines, Emydidae.